AUGGCCAAGUUUAAGCCGGCCCGGGAUGCGCUGGUCGGAAACCCGCGCCCUGCAUCCCAGCAGGCGAGGCAGGCCGCGAUGAACUACAUCAACGACGAGCGCAGUCCCGUUGUGCUCGAUAAUGGGUACGCCCCCAAAUACUACGUGGUCUACAACCUGCGAGGGCCCGAUGCGUACGGAAGGAACUACGGCAUCUUUACGAACUGGAACAAUGCCAAGGUCCAGACUGAAGGCUGCAAAAACAAAAACACUACUGCAUCGACUUUCGACCAGGCUAUGAAUCUUCUGGUAGAGGGGCUCGCCCUCGAGAUCGACGAUGGCUCCUUGUUGAAUUAUCCCUUGGCACAUCCAAGUCAGCCUACCGUGCCCGCUCCUGCGCCGCCUGCCCCGGUCAAGCGGCCCCGGGAGGAGGAGGACGAACCCGACCCCUUUUUUGUUGACGUUCGUCCACAUAAAAUCAUCAGACACGAGGACAAUCACCAGUCUGGUACACCUCAGUCACCAAUCAUGGUGGAGGAUGAUUCCGAUCAAGAAGUCACCAAAGAGGGGCGGGAUUUUGAUGACGAGGGAGAAGCAAUGAGGGAGGCGGAGGGGUUUGAUGACGAGGAAGAAGCAAUGAGGGAAGCUGAGGGGUUUAUACCUCUCAGUGGCUACUCCAGUCAAACGAACGAGUAUAUCAAACGUGAAAAUGAUCGCCGGGUAGGCGGGGAAGACCCGCCAGUUGUAGAGGAGGCCCCAGAGCUUCCCCUCUGUCCUGAACAGCAGCACGCCCUGGAUCUGGCCAUGCAGGGCCACAAUCUCUUCAUCACUGGAUCCGGCGGCUGCGGCAAAUCGGUCCUGGUUAAGGCCCUCAACAAGGCCUUCGACGCCCAGGAGAAGACCGUCUACCUUGUUGCGCCCACGGGCCAGGCCGCCACAAACAUCAACGGCAGGACAACAUAUUCCUACGCCGGAUGGAGCACCACCGCCCCGGCGGAGACACUCAGGACCCUCAUCCAAGAGGCCCGUCGCAGGAGCGUGUGGGAGCGCAUCAUGAGCACCGGCGUCCUUAUCAUCGACGAGAUCAGCAUGGUCGAGAGCGAGUUCUUCAACCGCCUCUCCGACGUCCUCAUUGCGCUCCGACGGGAAGCGUUCCUCCGCAGCUACCCCACUGUCGUCGAAACCCAGACCGCGGAAUCGGUGGAGCGACCAUUCGGCGGCAUCCAGGUCAUCGCAGUCGGCGACUUUUGCCAGCUGCCCCCAGUACUGCCGUUCAGCUACUGCACUGAGGAGGUGGCGUAUGACCAGUUUGGCGGUACUUCGACGCCGUGUGGGAAGAUGGAUUUCGACAAGAAAGGCAACCUGCACUUCUGUCCUCGAAACAGGGAGCACCCCAGCUUUCGGGAUGCCGAAAAAUGGGCUUUCAAUUCGCGGACCUGGGAACAGUGCAACUUCCAAUACAUCCAUCUAACCAAGAUCCAUCGACAAACCGAUGAGCGAUUCAUCACAAUGCUCCAGAACAUCCGCCUGGGCCACACAAGUGACGCCGAUCUCAACGUUCUGCUGGAACCUCGCCAAGUCAGGGAUGGCAUAGCCCUGUUCAGCCAUAAGCAGAAAGCUAAGGAUCACAACAACCGGGAGCUUAACAAGCUUCCCAGCCGGCCAGAGAAACUACUUGCCGUGGACUACCCUAGAGACCUUGGCGACAACAACGACAAGCACCGUUUCGACAAACAAUUGACCCUCAAGGCCGGCAUGCCGGUUGUGCUGCUGGCUAACCUCGACGUCGAGAAUGGUCUCUGCAACGGCAGCCAGGGCAAGCUCCUCCGCUUCGUGCGGACGCUGCACGAACACAACAAACCCAAAAUGCCCGAAGAGAAGAGUUACAAGGGAGAUCACUACGCCUACGAGCUCGCUUGCGCUAGAUACGACCAAAUGACCGACUACAUCAAUGGCGCAUCAGGCGUCGAGGGUUUCCCCGAAGUCAUAUUCGCAAACGGCCAACGACGCGUCAUCGUGCCCUACUGCAAUAUGCACGACAUCGAAACAGCGAUGGAGCAAACCCCCCACGGGUCCAGGAAGGUCCUGACGGGGUACUCGGCGCGCACGCAGAUCCCACUUGUCCCGGGCUGGGCCAUGACCAUCCACAAGAGCCAGAGCCUGUCGCUCGACCGCGUCAUCGUCAACCUGGAGGACGUCUGGGACGGAAGGCAGACGUACGUGGCCCUGAGCCGCGCGCGGUCGCUCGGCGGUCUCAAGGUCAUCGGGAACAAGGCCAAGAUGAGGAGGACGCUGCCGCUGGACCCCGAGGUGAGGAAGUUCAUGAGGGAGGUGGAGCGCCGGGCGGCUACGGUGGCUACGGCAGACGAGGCAAGUGGACCCCCGAAGAAGGAAUUCGUUGCUGCGCUGCAGGCUCGUGUGAAGAGCCUUGAGGCCGAACUCGCCCGAAUGCGGGGCUCCGGUGAGGGUGGUGACUUUGCCUCCGUUGCCGAUACCGAACCCCGGGAAGCCGGCGACGAAGAUGAACGGAUGUCGCCGGAGUCCACCACCAGCCAUGGCACAUCUGGAACAUUGUCAGUGGCGAUGGAAGAAGUCACUGAUAUCCUCGGGCGCUUUGCUAUUGGGGACGGGGGGGAGCUUUGUUACUUUGGGUCCCGGAGCAAUUUGAACCUCUUGAGGAGCGCGACGAUCCGAUCAACAUCGAACAGUGAGAUGCAGCGCAGAGGCUACGAGGCGGCCAAGGCCCAGGUGGGACUCGUUGUAGUGUCCCAGGACCUUCAGACGCAUCUUCUAGAUUUAUUUUGGAAGUGGCAGAACUCCUGGCAGUAUAUUGUUUGCAAAACGCCGUUUCUGCAAGAUCUAAGCAGCCACCCCGGCAGCCCCUUCGGGCGAUUCUGUUCACCUGCCUUGUUCUACGCCAUCUUGGCACUUGCUUCGAGGUAUACCGACGAUGUACGUGUCAGGACUGAUCCGAACGAUCCAAACACCGCGGGAGAUGCGUUUGCAGCCCAGGCCCGGGUGAUGCUUCACUAUGAGUGUGAAGCGCCAAACCCAACCACCGUUCAGGCUUUAGCCUUGACGUGCUUGCGCGAGAUGGCCGUCGACAAGGAGGCCCUCGGGUGGAUGUACUGCGGUAUGUGUGUACGCAUGGCUAUGAACUUGGGGAUGCACCUGAACUGUUCGCUGUGCCUCUCGGAGGGAACACUCAGCGCCGAAGAGGCUGAAGUGAGAAACGUGGCAUGGUGGGGAUGCUACGUGCUUGAUAAGCUCUUCAACAUUGGUCUGGGGAGGCCGUCCAUGAUCCAGGCGCGGGACGUCACAGCUGAGCUGCCGAACACCUGCUGCGUGGAGGAGCUGGAACCAUGGCAAGGGACCUCCAGCCUAGUCAAUCCCAUUUCGACCGCUGCAUCUCACAGUAUCACGAAUGCUAUCUAUACCUGCAGACUCUUGGGAGCCAUGGGCGACAUUCUCGACGCUAUGUAA
Molecule: messenger RNA, 3462 nt
Organism: Colletotrichum gloeosporioides
Lineage: Eukaryota; Fungi; Ascomycota; Sordariomycetes; Glomerellales; Glomerellaceae
Product: ATP-dependent DNA helicase PIF1
Exons: 9
Coding region: 1-3462 (1153 amino acids)
Biological process (GO): DNA repair; DNA-templated transcription; telomere maintenance
Molecular function (GO): DNA helicase activity; zinc ion binding; ATP hydrolysis activity
Source: RefSeq, a predicted model, not a curated record